CUGUUACGUCGUCGUCUUUAUCUCAGCUCCUUUUUCGGAGGAAAACAAAGCCAGUUAACGUUGAAUGUCGUCAAAUUAGCAUUAGAAAUUAGUGCCGUUACACGAAUUGUAACCGCACACCAGACCAACACGGCAGCAUCUAACGGCAGUGGCAAGCUUGAAAGUCCACCAGCUCUCCUAAUGAUACAUCAGCAUUAAGGGUAUUUCCAUACUUUCUAAGGAUGGCUAGUUGUGGGGAGGUAGACCACUCUGUUAGCUCACUUCCAUCCAGUAAGAAAGGCAGCAACAGUGGUGCUGGAAGUGGGAACAGUGCCGAAUCGUCUUGCUCUGGCUCCAGCAACUCAUCCCCAGCCCUGUCUGUACCGGAGUGUGCCAUCUGUCUGCAGAGCUGCGUCCACCCAGUCCAACUGCCAUGCCAUCACGUCUUCUGUUUCCUGUGUGUGAAGGGAGCAUCCUGGCAGAGCAAACGCUGUGCUCUCUGCAGACAGGAAGUACCGGAUGACUUCCUGGAAAGGCCAACACUUCUCUCUCCAGAGGAGCUGAAGGCAUCCGCGGGAGGCCGGGGCGGGGCGGCAAGUGAUCACGCCUGGUAUUAUGAGGGCCGUAAUGGUUGGUGGCAAUAUGAUGAGCGAACCAGCCGCGAGCUGGAGGACGCUUUCUCCAAAGGCAAGAAAACAGCUGAAAUGCUGAUUGCUGGUUUUUUGUAUGUAGCCGACUUGGAGAACAUGGUGCAGUACAGGCGCAAUGAGCACGGUCGGAGACGCAAGAUGAAGAGGGAUGUUUUGGAUAUCCCCAAGAAGGGAGUGGCAGGACUGCGUUUGGACACUGAGGGUGUUAUUGGGGCAGCUGGUCGAGAAAACUCUGCUGACGGGGCUGAUACCACAGUAGCAGGUGUACAGCAGCAGGCCACAGGUAUCCCCUCUACUGGUACAGUCACUGCCAGACCUCCCACCUCCCUUGGUGGUCAGCCUGGCAGCAGCAUUAGCCCCACUCUGGAGGAUGCUCUCUCCCAAUUGCAAAUCAGCCCCAGGCCCACACCUUCCAAUGAGCGCUCUGAGGCUGGGGAAGGAGUGGAAGAAGAUGAGGAAGAGGAGGCGUCACCCUCCAGGUCCUCUGACCCUCAUACGUCUGUGGACGAGUCUGGUUCUGGGGACUGGAGUGAUGAUGAGGACGAGGAUAAUGAAGAAGAGGAGGGGGGAGAUGGAGAGCGUGUGGAGCCCUGGGAGGGUAGGCCACGGAGGCAAAGACUGAAUCCAGAGGACAGAGCCCCUCCAGGCGCAGAGUCCGCCUCUCCCCCUUCUUCCUCCAGUAGCAGUGGACUGUCCAGAAUGCCUGAUGGCCAGUGUACAGUGACUGAAGUGUGAAGUCCUUAAUGAUACCACCACCACCAAAUGGCUAUGUUCCAUUUCAUUAAUUUAUUCCUCACUGUAUGCUGUCGUUCACUCUGUCACAGAUCCAAUGUGGGUGGAUUGCUCGGUAAAAGAGAAAUUAAGCAAAACAUACUCCCAUGAUUUUAGGUAUAACAAAUCAUUGUGAGCCAAAUAGAGGCACACAUU
Cottoperca gobio is the source of this 1556-nucleotide messenger RNA. Its product is annotated as E3 ubiquitin-protein ligase rnf146-like. Gene Ontology annotation, cellular component: cytoplasm; nucleus. The transcript has 3 exons. Gene Ontology annotation, biological process: Wnt signaling pathway; ubiquitin-dependent protein catabolic process. Gene Ontology annotation, molecular function: ubiquitin protein ligase activity; zinc ion binding; poly-ADP-D-ribose binding. The coding region runs from base 222 to 1364 and encodes 380 amino acids. The record is from RefSeq and is a predicted model, not a curated record. Lineage: Eukaryota; Metazoa; Chordata; Actinopteri; Perciformes; Bovichtidae.